Messenger RNA from Pongo pygmaeus (Bornean orangutan), 3158 nucleotides. It is a transcript of the gene ADORA2A, whose product is annotated as adenosine A2a receptor. Gene Ontology annotation, molecular function: G protein-coupled adenosine receptor activity. Gene Ontology annotation, biological process: G protein-coupled adenosine receptor signaling pathway; adenylate cyclase-activating G protein-coupled receptor signaling pathway. Gene Ontology annotation, cellular component: plasma membrane. Lineage: Eukaryota; Metazoa; Chordata; Mammalia; Primates; Hominidae. The record is from RefSeq and is a predicted model, not a curated record. The transcript has 6 exons. The coding region runs from base 1055 to 2293 and encodes 412 amino acids.
GGGCACCAGGAGCUGGAAGAACAAGAGGGUCUCUGGCCCAGAGUCUGGGAUGGGGAGAGGCAGAGGGGGCAUUGGAAAUUGGGGACGCAUCUUUGAACUGAGAUACCAGCUGUUGCCAAGACCAGCCCCUGGGCCAGGCUAAGGAAGGGCAGGGCUAAAGGUGGGGAGCUAAGGGUCAGGCAGGGCCUUGAAUGCCGUGUUCAGGAGGCUGGCCUUUAUCCCUCAGGACCUGGGGAGCCACGGAAAGAUUUGAGGAGGAGCGGGCAUUGGACACAGCUGGACACUGGGGAACGCGUGACACAGGGGCACGGAUCCAGCCCAGCUCUGAUAAGGAACAGCAGAGUUCCACAGGACCAUAGUGGCAGAGGCGGCAGAUCGCCUGCGGGCCUCGCGGGCCGAUGCCUCGGGUCCCCCUCCGGCCUCGGUUUCUCCGCGCAGCGGGGCGGGGCGGGGGCAGCGCGGGUCUCAAAGCUGCCUGCAGGGGGCGCCCGUGAGCGGCGCGGCCGGAGCCGGAGACCGAGCGGCCGCCGAGACAGCGGGAGCCGGCGUGCGAGCCGCAGAAUCAUGGGUGAGAGCUGGCAUGGCCCCUAGAGGUCAUUUGGGGUUCAGCUGCCUCACCGUAUCAAUGAGGAAACUGAGGCCCAGAAAAGAAAAGCAUUUUUGCCCAGAGUCCCUCAGAAAAAAACAGACCACAUCUGAUCCUUGGCCCUGAGUCCAGAGUGGGAGGCACCGUGACAACAAUGCACAGAGCAGGGAAUGCAGGGAGCCAUGGAUAGUGCUGGGGUGCCUCAGGAACCCUGAAGCUAGGCUGAGCCAUGAUGCUGCUGCCAGAACCCCUGGAGAGGGCCUGGUUUCAGGAGACUCAGAGUCCUCUGUGAAAAAGCCCUUGGAGAGCGCCCCAGCAGGGCUGCACUUGGCUCCUGUGAGGAAGGGGCUCAGGGGCCUGGGCCCCUCCGCCUGGGCCGGGCUGGGAGCCAGGCGGGCAGCUGGGCUGCAGCGAUGGACCGUGAGCUGGCCCAGCCCGCGUCCGUGCUGAGUCUGCCUGUCUGUGGCCAUGCCCAUCAUGGGCUCCUCGGUGUACAUCACGGUGGAGCUGGCCAUUGCCGUGCUGGCCAUCCUGGGCAAUGUGCUGGUGUGCUGGGCCGUGUGGCUCAACAGCAACCUGCAGAACGUCACCAACUACUUUGUGGUGUCACUGGCGGCGGCCGACAUCGCGGUGGGUGUGCUCGCCAUCCCCUUUGCCAUCACCAUCAGCACCGGGUUCUGCGCUGCCUGCCACGGCUGCCUCUUCAUUGCCUGCUUCGUCCUGGUCCUCACGCAGAGCUCCAUCUUCAGUCUCCUGGCCAUCGCCAUUGACCGCUACAUCGCCAUCCGCAUCCCGCUCCGGUACAAUGGCUUGGUGACUGGCACGAGGGCUAAGGGCAUCAUUGCCAUCUGCUGGGUGCUGUCGUUUGCCAUCGGCCUGACUCCCAUGCUGGGUUGGAACAACUGCGGUCAGCCAAAGGAGGGCAAGAACCACUCCCAGGGCUGCGGGGAGGGCCAGGUGGCCUGUCUCUUUGAGGAUGUGGUCCCCAUGAACUACAUGGUGUACUUCAACUUCUUUGCCUGUGUGCUUGUGCCCCUGCUGCUCAUGCUGGGUGUCUAUUUGCGGAUCUUCCUGGCGGCGCGACGACAGCUGAAGCAGAUGGAGAGCCAGCCUCUGCCGGGGGAGCGGGCACGGUCCACACUGCAGAAGGAGGUCCAUGCUGCCAAGUCACUGGCCAUCAUUGUGGGGCUCUUUGCCCUCUGCUGGCUGCCCCUACACAUCAUCAACUGCUUCACUUUCUUCUGCCCCGACUGCAACCACGCCCCUCUCUGGCUCAUGUACCUGGCCAUCAUCCUCUCCCACACCAAUUCGGUUGUGAAUCCUUUCAUCUACGCCUACCGUAUCCGCGAGUUCCGCCAGACCUUCCGCAAGAUCAUUCGCAGCCACGUCCUGAGGCAGCAAGAACCUUUCAAGGCAGCUGGCACCAGUGCCCGGGUCUUGGCAGCUCAUGGCAGUGACGGAGAGCAGGUCAGCCUCCGUCUCAACGGCCACCCGCCGGGAGUGUGGGCCAAUGGCAGUGCUCCCCACCCUGAGCGGAGGCCCAAUGGCUACGCCCUGGGGCUGGUGAGUGGAGGGAGUUCCCAAGAGUCCCAGGGGAACACAGGCCUCCCAGACGUGGAGCUCCUUAGCUAUGAGCUCAAGGGAGUGUGCCCAGAGCCCCCUGGCCUAGACGACCCCCUGGCCCAGGAUGGAGCAGGAGUGUCCUGAUGAUCCAUGGAGUUUGCCCCUUCCUAAGGGAAGGAAAUCUUUAUCUUUCUGGUUGGCUUGACCAGUCACAUUGGGAGAAGAGAGAAAGUGCCAGGAGACCCUGAGGGCAGCCAGUUCCUACUUUGGACUGAGAGGAGGAAGCCCCAGGCUGGAGCAGCAUGAGGCCCAGCAAGAAGGGCUUGGGUUCUGAGGAAGCAGACGUUUCAUGCUGUGAGGCCUUGCACCAGGUGGGGGCCACAGCACCAGCAGCAUCUUUGCUGGGCAGGGCCCAGCCCUCCACUGCAGAAGCAUCUGGAAGCACCACCUUGUCUCCACAGAGCAGCUUGGGCACAGCAGACUGGCCUGGCCCUGAGACUGGGGAGUGGCUCCAACAGCCUCCUGCCACCCACACACCACUCUCCCUAGACUCUCCUAGGGUUCAGGAGCUGCUGGGCCCAGAGGUGACAUUUGACUUUUUUCCAGGAAAAAUGUAAGUGUGAGGAAACCCUUUUUAUUUUAUUACCUUUCACUCUCUGGCUGCUGGGUCUGCCGUCGGUCCUGCUGCUAACCUGGCACCAGAGCCUCUGCCCGGGGAGCCUCAGGCAGUCCUCUCCCGCUGUCACGGCUGCCAUCCACUUCUCAGUCCCAGGGCCAUCUCUUGGAGUGACAAAGCUGGGAUCAAGGACAGGGAGUUGUAACAGAGCAGUGCCAGAGCAUGGGCCCAGGUCCCAGGGGAGAGGUUGGGGCUGGCAGGCCACUGGCAUGUGCUGAGUAGCGCAGAGCUACCCGGUGAGAGGCCUUGUCUAACUGCCUUUCCUUCUAAAGGGAAUGUUUUUUUCUGAGAUAAAAUAAAAAUGAGCCACAUCGUGUUUUAAGCUUGUCCAAA